Messenger RNA from Hibiscus syriacus, 735 nucleotides. RefSeq lists its product as uncharacterized. The record is from RefSeq and is a predicted model, not a curated record. Bases 216 to 533 code for a protein of 105 amino acids. Lineage: Eukaryota; Viridiplantae; Streptophyta; Magnoliopsida; Malvales; Malvaceae. The transcript is spliced from 6 exons.
GCAAUCGCAUGCGGCAGCCACCACUUUUUGACUACUCAAUACGCAGUGUUCAAUGAAGGGGGCAAGUCCCACAUACAAAGAAGAAUGUACCCAAUGUCCAAGUUUCUCUUUUUAUUUUGGUUGUGGAGUAAGACGAGUCCAUUGUUACUCGAGUUGAGUCGAUUUCUUUGGGCAGGCGGACUGGCGGAGGCUAGCCGGAAUAGCCACGCAACACAAUGGCCAGCAGAGACACCGUGAAAAGGGCGAAGCAGCUGGUGGAGACAUCAAUGAAAGGGAACGAUGCCUCGCAUGUGUGGAGGGUCAGAGACCUUGCCCUCUCCCUCGCCCGAGAGGAACACCUCUCCUCCAACCCCGACUCCAUGGAAAUUGUGGAGCUACCUGCACUUCUUCACGAUAUAGGUGAUUACAAAUACUUGAGGGAUCCAUCUGAGGAGAAGCUGGUUGAGAAUUUUCUCGAGGAAGAGGGCAUAGCUGAGAGCAAAAUGAUGAAGAUAUUAAGCAUAAUAAAGGGAAUGGGUUUUAAAGACAACUAGCAGGAGUGGGAAACCAGGAAUUUCCCCCUGAAUUUGGGGUUGUGCAGGAUGCUGAUCGUCUCGAUGCAAUCAGUGCCAUAGGAAUUGCUCGCUGCUUUACUUUCGGUGGGAACAGAAACAGAGUACUCCACGAUCCUGCCAUCCGACCACGAUCUGACUUAUCCAAGGAACAAUACAUGAAGAAAGAGAAGCGGACGACUGU